Drosophila subpulchrella is the source of this 618-nucleotide messenger RNA. Its product is annotated as glycine-rich cell wall structural protein. NCBI's taxonomy places the organism in Eukaryota, Metazoa, Arthropoda, Insecta, Diptera, Drosophilidae. The transcript has 2 exons. The record is from RefSeq and is a predicted model, not a curated record. Bases 118 to 618 code for a protein of 166 amino acids.
GCGAACGCGCGCCACUCGGAUUCGGUGGUGGGAGUCGACAAACUAAAGGAUUAAUUAAAGGACCUGCUUAACCAGCCUAAUCAGCAGGAAUACAAAACGUCCAUCUACAUCACCACAAUGACCAAAUUGUCAUCACGAAGUCCUUCGAUGGCGGCUCAUUUCCUGGCCAUAAUGUUCCUGUUGAUGACGACGGGAAUCCAAACGCGUCGUCUGGGCCAUCGGCGCCUCAUCAUCCACGUGCCGGUCAAGGUGAAGACGCACCACCACACCCACACGGUCUACAAGGUGCUCCAUGGAGCCCAUGGCGGCGGCGGCGGCGGAGGAGGAGGUGUGAAGCAAACAGUGUACAAAGUACUUGGCUUCUCCACACAUGGAGGUGGUAUUGGCAAGGGUGGAGGAGGAGGUGGUGGCCAUGGCAGCUACGACCUGGGCGGAAUGGGCCACGGCGGCGAAAUCACGUACGAGGACAUGCACGGAUGCGAGAGCGGCAAGGUGAUUCCGGCGGCCAGGGACAUGAUUUUCAAUCACUACUCGCGACACGGCGAGGGCGACGGAGCUGGCGAGGAUUACGCCGAGGAGCUGGACGACUUUGUAGACCUAAGGGAUGGCUGGUUGUGA